AUGUCCCCUGUAUACAAACUUCAGUUUGCCGAGAUGUGUUACUUCGGCAAUGCACAAUACAAUGUUCUAGUCGAAGAUAGAAAUAGGGCAACACUCCUCCGCAAGACACUGAGACCUCAAUUUUUUGCGGAUCAGGUCAACUUGGGCGCUGUUGCACUUGAGCUACCAUCAAUCAGCGAUACCUGCAAAUUCGCGCUUCCGGUAUUAUCAUCACCAGAGAGCGGAUGGAUGAAAGAACUACUUGGAUUCCCCUUGGAAAGGAAAGAGAGGAUUCAGGGGCAGACUUUCGCCUUGGAUUCCAAUGAGAAACCCCCUUUUACUGUAGAUGCAUUGCUUUAUCCGGAUAAUAUCCUACAAUUCAUUGUUUUCAGCGGGCACAAAGAGAUUCAAAAAGAGGCUCGGCAGACAACAGACAUGAAAGCAUUCGCAAAGCCCUCUGACUGUUGA
Messenger RNA from Sclerotinia sclerotiorum 1980 UF-70, 447 nucleotides. RefSeq lists its product with no specific name. The coding region runs from base 1 to 447 and encodes 148 amino acids. NCBI's taxonomy places the organism in Eukaryota, Fungi, Ascomycota, Leotiomycetes, Helotiales, Sclerotiniaceae. The record is from RefSeq and is a predicted model, not a curated record. The transcript is spliced from 4 exons.